This is a messenger RNA of Cyprinus carpio (common carp), 1743 nucleotides long. It is a transcript of the gene tpd52l2a, whose product is annotated as tumor protein D54. Gene Ontology annotation, cellular component: cytoplasm. The record is from RefSeq and is a predicted model, not a curated record. Lineage: Eukaryota; Metazoa; Chordata; Actinopteri; Cypriniformes; Cyprinidae.
CACAUUUCAACAUAUUUUAUUUGAUCAUUUUAUCGGAAAUGGACUCCUCUGAGCACGGCUCUUCAAAGUCAUCUACAGGUGUAACCAGUGGAGGGACGCUACCGCCAGGCCUGACAGAGGAGGAGGCAGAAGAGAUACAGGUGGAGCUCACCAAGGUGGAGGAUGAGAUUCAGACACUGAGACAGGUUCUUGUGGUGAAGGAGAGGCACGCCACUGAGCUCAAGCGCAGACUUGGCAUCGGUCCCCUCUCCGAAAUCAAACAGAACUUCACCAAAGGCUGGCAUGAAGUUCAGUGCUCCAAUGCAUACCUUACAGCUUCAGCCACAUUUGAGGAAAUUGGACGUUCUGAUGCCUAUAAGAAGACUCAGGAGACUCUGUCUCAGGCAGGUCACAUGACAUCAGCUGCGUUCUCCUCAAUGGGCUCUGCCAUCAGAAACCGUUUUGGAGAAAUAAGGGCUCUGCCGUACUCUAACUCUGGUAGCAACUUUUCCAUGCGUCACUCUUUAAGUAUGCCAGCUAUGAGGAACUCGCCAAGCUUUAAAUCCUUUGAGGACAAGGUGGAGAAUAUGAAGUACAAGGUAAUGGGGCGAUCAAAUGGAGAGAGCGACCAUUCACCAACCAGCAACAAUGCACCUUUCUGAUCAGGAAGCACAACCUCAUGACCAAGAACUGAUCUCUGUGAUCCUUCUAUAACGCUGCGCCCAAAUACACUCCAGUCUCUCCACUGCUAAGUUACUUUCAAAUGAAUGUACAGAAAGAAAACGAUGCUUUAAGAAACCAAGAUGCCAACAUGCAAAGAGAUAAUGAUUACUUUAACAACUGACACCCUUGCAUUAUGCAUUGUAGCCAAACAAAACCUCUUAAAUUAGAAUGUAAAAAAACAGAUAACCCUUUUUGGGACUGUUAGAUUUUCUUCUGUGAAUCGAAUUACCUUUAAAUCUAUUGUAAUAUUUUAUUUUGUCAAACAACAGGGCUUCUCUGACACUUGAGUAGUAAAUGGUCUGUUACGAUCAGCAUGAAGAGGUGAAAUUUUUGCACAGCUCACACUCAGAAUGUCCUAAAACACAUCAGGCUUCUUCAGCCUGCUUCGUUGCCACUUUAUUAUGGUUACAUGCUUCCUACAAUGAAUAUUGCACUUGUUAUUAUUACCCUGCUUGUUACUCAGGGCAAAAGGUGCUAAAGCUUUUCUUGUGACAAGACUGAAGCACCAGAUGUGUAUCAUCUCUGAAGGUGUAUACUAAAUAAUUCACAUUUAUUUUAUUGUCUUGUCUGUUUUGAGUUUUCCCCAGUUUAAUAACAAAAAAUACCUACAAUAUUUUCUAGCAGAAAUGUUUUGAGAGUUGAGCUAUUCGAAUUCCGAGCUAUUCCCCCCAAACAGUACAGUACUAUAACAAUGACCAUAAAGGCAUUUGGUGAAAAGAUGGGUUUAUAAAUUGUUUAAUUACUAAUCAGAUCCAAGGCUAAUAUUUCCAAGUAAGAUAAUUGAAUUAAAUUAUUGUAAUAUUUGUGGUGGGCAAAAGGUCAAUUUCACUGUGAGGUGAUGGAAAAUCCAUUUUUCAUUUAUGUUUUGGUGAGUUUAUUAUUUUUCUUUUAAUUCUUUGUGCUGAUGGAAGUACUGUCCAUGCAAUGAUCUGUAAGAGAAUGUUACCAUACUGUCCUUACUACUGUAUACAUGUUUGAUGCUUUGUGGCUGUAACAUACUACACAGUUCAGGGUUAAUUAAAGACAAAGAAAUAACGAGAA